This is a messenger RNA of Petromyzon marinus (sea lamprey), 4676 nucleotides long. Its product is annotated as SLIT-ROBO Rho GTPase-activating protein 1-like. Gene Ontology annotation, biological process: signal transduction. The record is from RefSeq and is a predicted model, not a curated record. NCBI's taxonomy places the organism in Eukaryota, Metazoa, Chordata, Hyperoartia, Petromyzontiformes, Petromyzontidae. Gene Ontology annotation, molecular function: protein binding.
UUGCGCAACGCGCGGCGUGACGGCGGUGCCGGUUCCGGACCGCCUCCAUCGCCACUUUUCCCGCCCUCCGCCAGUGUCAGGGGGGCGGCGGCGGUGGUUACGUUUAACACAUUUAUUUUAUUUUAUUUGUUUUCUUGUAAAGCGGCAAUUCUCUCCUUUUUUUUUGCUAAGUUGCGAUCUCCCGCGAGGGGAGGUCAAAAGAAAGCCGUCUGGCCGUCGUUUUCGAUCGCUAAGUUUUAACAACAGCAACAACAACAAAAACCGCGUCUGCCUCCAGGCGAGUUUAUAAAGCUUUUAAAAGUUGUACAAGUCGGGGCAGCUUCGGCCGUCAUGAACCAGCAACGCUUCAAAAUGAGAGACCCCGGGAAGGAACUUCUCGCUCAGCACGAGGCUCAAAUGAAAGAUCUGCGGUCGUCCCUGGCGGAGCACGUGCACACGCUGGAGCACCACGCCGACCUGCGCCUGGCCGUGCUCUCCGACUCCAUCGAGUUCCUGCGUCGUCGCGCCGACAUCGAGAACGAGUACGCCCGCUCGCUCGACCGCCUCGCCGAGCGGUUCGCAGCCCGCCUGCGCCCAGGGUCACGCGACACCCUGCUCCGCGAGGGCUGUGGGCUGCCCACGCCGCUCACAUGCUGGCAGAUGAUGCUGGAGCAGGCUCAGCGUGAGAGUGCGGACCACGUGCAGCUGGCGUCCUUGUACAACGCCGCCGUGGUCCCCCGGCUCUCGUACUGCUACGAGGACUCGACCCGCCUCCUUCGCAAGAGCAAGGAGAUCAUUCAGAAGGUGCAAGAUGAACUGUUCAAAACCCUGCAAGAACUCAACGGGAGCAUGCGUGACUACCACGCCUUUCACUCGGAGAGCGUGCUGGCGGAAGCAAAGCUUCAGGACGUGCUGAAGCGCGAGGAGAAGCAGGGAGAGAGUGGAGCGAAACGCAACGAGAAGAACCGGGAGAAGUGGCAGGAAAAGUUCAUCCAGAGCAAGUUUGCCACUGCCAAGCAGCGGAACGAUUACUUGCUGGCGCUGGGAUCAGCGGAAACGGCACUCAAGCAGUACUACACGUUGGACCUGCACCGCCUGCUUGACCUGAACGAGGUGGGCUUCUACGAGGGCCUGAACGGCGCUCUGCGCUGCUACCUCUCGGCGGAGUUCUGUCUCACGGACUCGCGCACGCGAGCUCUGGACGCGGUCGAGCUCUCCGUGAACGGCCUCGUGAGCCGCAACGACCGCAAGGAGUUCCUCGCGGCCACAGGGCUCGACAAGGCCGUGCCACCCAAGCUCAUGUUCCUGGCUCACGCUGGCGACGAGGUUUCUCAAAUCACCGCUCAGGAUCGCCUGCAUCAAGACCUUGAGUUACGAUUCAAAAGUGUCAAGGCAAAACUCGAGAAAAAUAAACUCGAGUGUGAAGAGGUGAAGAAGACGAUGGACGUCAUUCUGAAGUCUCUGAAGGACUUCCUCAUCACCGAAGAGGACUACGACAUGGCGCGGCUCUUCCGGCUGGGCGACGGGACGCCGAGGGGCUCGGACCUAGAUGGUGGAGAUGUCGGCGAGGGCGGGGGGAGGACCCCGCAGGCCCCGACGUCGCCCUCUCCUCUGCCCCUCGUCGCUCGGCGCAAGCAGCAGAUAGAUAUGGAGAACUUCUAUGUCGACAAGCUGCAGAAUUUUAUGGAAAUGAACGGCAUCAUUACGAAACUGGAGGCGAAGCACGGGCUGAUGAGUCGCGCGCUGGGCAAGGGUAAGGAGAAUGAAAACUCCGGAUCGAGGCCUCCGUCCAUCCCUCCAAAGCCGCAGAAGAUCCGGAGACACCGGCCAGCUUCGCGGGUGGCCGUGAAGCUGUUUAACGGAGACCUCGAGGCGUACAUCAAGGAGUCUAACCAGCCUGUGCCCUUGGUGGUCGAGAGCUGUGUACGCUACAUCAACCUGCACGGGCUCCACCACGAGGGAAUCUUCCGCAUAUCGGGAUCGCUGACACAGAUGACCGAAAUCAAAUCGGCGUUCGAGAGAGGUGAGGACCCGUUGGAUGACGAUGACGAUGGGCGAGCGAUAGACAGCGUGGCGGGCGUGCUCAAGGCCUACUUCCGGGGCUUGGAGAAGCCCCUGUUCCCCUCACACAUGUACCAAGACUUCCUGGAUUGCAUCAAAAUCUCUGAGCAUCAUAAGAGGAUCGCAUGCCUCCGGGACCUCAUCCGCAAGCUCCCUUGUCCCGUCAUCGUCGUCCUCCGCUACCUCUUCACCUUCCUCAACCACCUGUCGGGCUUCCGCGAUGAGAACAUGAUGGACAGCUACAACCUGGCGGUGUGCUUUGGGCCAACGCUGGCGCCCGUGCCACCUGAGUUUGACCAGGUGAUGUGCCAGGGCAGCGCCAUCGAGCUGGUGAAGCUCAUCCUGGUGGAGGCCGACUCGCUCUUCCCGUCACCGCGAGAGCUCCCGGGCCCCAUCUACCGGCCCGUCCUGGCGCCGGACAACGAGGACGACGACGAGAUGUGUGACUCCUCGUCGGCUGAGGGUUUACGUUCUGACGACGGGACGUCGCAAGACGAGAUCUCCGUAGACGAUGACCCUUGCCCGUGCGUGGCGGUGGCGCGCUUCGACUACGCCGCUCGCUCCGAGCGGGAGCUCGGGUUUCGCGUGGGCGACAAGCUGGAGCUGCUCCGUCGCACCUCUGCCGAGUGGUGGCAGGCGCGGUUUGGCGACCGCGUCGGCGCCGUACCGCACGACUACCUGCAGCACCUCGGCCACGUCGAGCCGUGGGACGAUAACAAACACAGCGCCUCUUCCUCCCCGGACUGGAAUAAAAGCAGUCCGGAGACUAGGAAGGGCAAGUCCGGAUUCGGUAAUGCUGAGGUCCAGCCGGAGUCCAAGUCAGCGGGCGGAGUCCGUUCCGUCGCUUCGGGGCAGCCGGCAGUGGCCCACCCUGAUGCCAAGGACAAGCGGGAUUUACGUCCGCACGCUGGCUCCUCCGCCUCCAACGUCGCUGUCCACCGCCAGCGCUGGGUGACGCCGCGCUCCGCGCAGGUCCUCCCGUCGGCGCUCGCCGUGCCGGACGUGGUGCAGGACACCCUCCCCCUGUCCCCCACGCCGGCCGAAGGCGCCGGCCACAGCCCCGCCGUGUCCCCGGGCCUCACCACGUUCCGGCCACCGCUGCCAUCGACCGUCAACCGCCCAGGGCGGCACGGUCAGCAGAAGAAGUGAUCAGGGGGGGGCGGGGGGGGGGCGGUGUUAGUUAAGUCGUCGUCAGGGCUAGGAUUAUGAGCGCGGAGAGCACCUUAAUAUUUGACAUUGGUAAUGUCAUAAUACUUCACGACCGUUAUCAUCGUCAUCACCGUCAUUGUCGUCGGCACGCCUGGCAGAGGAAGCAGCGGAAGGUCGGUGUUAAGCCGCGUCCUCGGCGCCUGCGCAAUCGGUUGCACGCAACUUGGCUGCGUGCAACGGAAUUGCUUGUUUGUGGGCGUCCCCUUUGCCAGUUGCGAGCUUUCUCACAGUGGAGAUGGCCUCCUCGACUGUCGAGCGUCGAUCUGCCCGCAGCACCACGCGCUGCGCAUUUUUCCGGGUUGUGAUCCCCUCGUGAACGUGCACCAUGCACAAUCACUCACUCGUGGGAGCCUUCCUGCUCCAAUUUCCCGCUCCUCGGAAUCUAAGGCAACUGGGCAGAGCGUUACCAAUUCAUAAUUUGAACGAUCCUGACCAGGGUCGGGUGGGAGGGGGGGGUCACCAGACAAGGGGCAGGGCUCUGCUGUGAGGGGCGUGGCCAUACUAUGUAGCCACACCCACAUACAUGCUUUGUGCACUUCUGAGCAACUACUUGCUUGCUCAGAAGUGGACAAGGCAGUCGCGGGCAAUUAAAGUUGCGAUGUUUCGAGCAGUUGCUGAUCUGGUUCGCGGAGCUGAUCGCUCCGGGUGUGAACCCCGGCCUAUGUUACAUUGGUGUUGUAAUCGUCAGAAUUAUUUGCCAUCAGCAGUUUUAUUAUUGGCAUUGUGACUGUUUCAUCGUAGUUGGGUAGCUGAAGAAGUGAAGAGAGGAUGAUAAUAAUGUCAUUACAUUGUGGUUCGUUUGUGUCUAUGUCAUCAUAGCUCCAUUAUUGUCAUCUUCACCGUUGGCCUGCCCAGUUGACAAUAUUAAUGGCGAAGGUGUGAUGUCGCUGACUUUGUCAUUGUCUAUAUCAUCAUCAUCGUCAUUAUCAUCAUCGGCAUCUUUAUUUUUGGAAGUCAUUGUUAGUAUCAUCAUUAUUAUCAACAUCGUUGGCACACCUAGCAGGGGGAGAGAAAACGGAGGCUGAUGGGUGGGCAUGAUGUCACCACUGACAUCGGUGCCAUCGUCUCAGCAGCAGCAUCCUCAACAUCGGCAUCACGGGCAGAAAUGUCAUUGUUGGCCCACGCCGAGUGGACGGUCGUGAUGAAGGAAUCAAUGUCAUCAAUCGUCAGUGGCAGAAUCAGCUGAUUCGCCAUCAUAAUGAGCAGAAUCAUCAUCAACAUCAUCGCCCAGCACGAUGAUGGCAGCCACAUCACUGGCAUCGUCGUCGUCACCAUUAUCAGGAGGAUCGUUAUCACCAUCAUCAUUAUCGGCAUGGUCCACAGCAUCGUCACCUUCAUUGCCAUUGUUAGCGUGGUUUCUACAAAAUUAAAAUCGCCAUGGAAUUAUAUCACCACACCAGGGGCAUCGUAAUUCACUUAAUUGUUAU